AUGCUGCGCUCCGCGGGUUACUUCAGUGGCUUUUCCUGCCCUUUCGAUGGCGCCUCAGGCGCCGGCUGCCCGCGGCCUCACUGCCAGUACAGGCACGAGGCGGGACGGAGCGGGCAGCAGCAGCCGCUGAGCGACGCCCCUGCCAUGGAGCUAGGUAAAAGUAUACAAGAAUUGGAAAGAAUCAAAAAAGCAAUUGAGUCAGUCAAGACUGAAGUUGAAGAAGGGCAGAAGAAACUCUCACAGUAUAAUUUGCAAGAUGAAAUACCUAAAAACUCUCUGACAUCUAAAACAAAUGAUGUUAAAGGAAAUAAAAGUUCCCCAGAUGAUGAUGAUCUGCGUAGCUCUCUUACAAAAGACAAAUGUCUUGUAGCUCCAGUCUCUAAGUACUCUAGCAAAGGCUGUCAUUUGGUAUCCAGUAAAUAUGUCAUUGACCAUAGCUGUCCAGCAACUGACCUUGAAUAUGAUCCACUGCUAAAUUAUUCUGCAGGCCUACUCAGCUCUUCCAUAAUGAAAGAGCAGGAAAAUGACACACAGCAAUUUAAGCGGGUGAAAAUGCCUCUUGCUGAUUUUCACAUGGAGUCUCCAAAAAUGUCUCCAUGUGGAAAUCAGCAUGGAUCCCCAAAGAAGAGAUCAAGAAGCUAUUCACCAAUAAAGCUUGAAAUAAAGCUCCAAGAAUCUGAUGAUGAUGAUAUUCUGGUUAUUGAUGCUCCACCAUUGACUGUCACUAAGAAGCCAAGAAUAAAUAGGAGCUUUAAAAACUGGAAUAGGGAAGAAAGCAAACAAGCUGCUAUAACAUGUGCAGAAAAUCUGCGGAAUAGUAACAUAGGAGAAGAUCCUCUUAAGUAUAUUGAGGAAAAACGAGCAGAAGUUUCUGUAACUCUGCAAAAGGAUGACAACACAGAUGUAAGCAACCCUGAAAAAUCACUGAAAACGCCACCAAAAACUCAAAGUGCAUAUUUGCCUGAUGUGAAAAUUAAUGCUUUGAAGUCAUUAAAUAACCUUUGUGAACAAAGAAAACCUUUUACUGUCUCUCAGGAAAAUAAUGUAUCUUCAAUUUCUCAUAUUAAGGCACAGAUGCAGAAUGAAACUUUGAAGAAAGAAGAUCCAAAGAGUGAAAUAUCAGUGAAAACGUCUGUUGAAGAAUUGAGUACUAACAAAGAUAAAAACACACCGAGUUGCAAGAGAGAGGCCCAAACUAGCCUGUAUUUUGAAGCCAGCUCAAAAGACCAAACUCUGCUAACUGCACAAGGAACUUGUAAAAAAUUACCUGUAAAUAUAGGAAAAAUUCAGCUCAUAUAUGAAAAUGGAGAAAAUGAAGUGUUGGGAAAUGCACCCAUUCAUCCCAGCACUCCCUUGAAUUUGGGUGAGAAAAUUUGUCAUGAUGUAGAUCUCUUGACUAAAAACCGUAGUGGAGAAAGUAAUAGUAAUACUGUGAACACUAACAUCCAAGAAAGUGAAAUAAUUGUAUUAGAUUCUUCUUCAGAAGAAGAGAUGGAGUGUAGUGAAGAGGAUACUGAACUCUCUGAAUCGGAUGACCCUAUAGAGGAAUGCCGGAGAAUUUUCAAUGAGUUUGUUGAAAGCGAAGCACAGAAGCAAGAAAUCGCUAAGCAGGCUCUUGGAGCUCAUGUUGAAGUAGAUACAUUGGAUACCAAGACAAAUAUGGUUUCUGGGCAGAAGAAAAGAAUUGCGCACACUGCAAAAUUCGAUGUACAGACCAACAAAGAAAUACUGGUGCCUUUUAAGGCACCUCUUCCACAGCAAUCUUGUCCUACCAGAAUCCUGCAGGCACAGCAACAGGCAGUGCAGAUAACAGCUGCUGUUAAAAGUGGACAGGCUUUUGUUGCUGCAACUUCUGGACAGAAGAAAACUGUACCUGUAUUGUCAACUACUCAGAUUCAAAACGUAGGACCAAUGGGUAUGAGAUCUCGCUUCGCAAAGUGAGAUAAACCAGUAUGUCUAAAUUUGCUUGAAGUUCAGCCUGUUGCAGCCAGCAGUGGUCAACUGAAUGUAUUCCUUCAAGGAAAUGCUGUAACAGCAAUGCCAUGCAGACCUUCUAAUAUUUCAGUAAAAAGGAUUGCUCCCAUGCCUAUUAAGGUUUCUAGUCGGAGAAGGCUUUCUAUAAUUCCAGAAUCUGGAUCCAAAGUUCCACAUGACACAAGACAACGAUAUGUCAACUUUUUUGUUGAAGAAUAUUUGAAAGUUUGUAGAACAGUAAAUGAAGCUUUUGAUAAGGCAUUGGUAGAAGAAAAAGCAAUUUAUGAUCGUUGUGGCAGUAAAAAUAUGUAUCUGAACAUAGCUGUGAACACCCUUAAAAAGCUGAGGGAUCAAGGUAGUCUCUCUCCAAAUGGGCAGUCUUGUGGUAGCAGAUGUACUAAUACAACUGGAUCUAGAAAAUCGGAAGAGAAGAAUGAUUUUUCAGGAAUUGUUCUCUAUAGAAUUCUAAAAGACUAUGUUCUGACUGAGGAACAAUUGCAUGAGAAUGGCUACCCACAACCAAAUCCUGAAAAACCUGGCAGUGCUAUGUUGGGUAAUGGCAUUACAAAAACAGCUGUAUCUGAUGCUUCCAAAAGAGUGUGUUGUAGAUGUGGAGAAAUAUACACUGUUACUGCUUCUGGAAAGCACAUUCGUAAAGAAGAAUGCAACUACCAUUCUGGUAGAGUACUAAAACAAAAAGUUCCUGGUGGCUUGGAAACACGGUAUAGCUGUUGUGAGGGAGUAGUUGGGUCUCCUGGAUGCCAGGUUGCAAAGCUCCAUGUCCAUGAUGGCCGGAAGGAGAACCUGGAAGGCUUUGUGAAGACGUUUAUCAAACUAACUGCAGCUGAUGGAAAUCAUGGUGUGUUUGCACUCGACUGUGAGAUGUGUUAUACAACACAAGGUCUGGAACUUACUAGAGUGACAGUGGUUGAUUCCAGCCUACAGGUUGCCUAUGAUACACUUGUUAAACCAGAUAAUGAAAUCAUAGACUAUAAUACUAGAUUUUCUGGAGUGACAGAAGAGGACUUGAAGAACACAUCCUCAUCUAUUCGGGAUGUGCAGGCAAUAUUGCUAAACUUGUUCAGUGCAGAUACUAUUUUAAUUGGACACAGCUUAGAAAAUGAUUUAUUUGCUCUUAAGCUGAUUCAUAACACUGUUGUGGACACAGCAGUGGUGUUUCCUCAUCGGCUAGGCUUGCCUCAUAAAAGAGCACUUAGAAAUCUAAUGGCUGAUUACCUCAGACGAAUAAUUCAAGAUGAUGUUGGUGGCCAUGAUUCUAGUGAAGAUGCUGCUGCUUGUAUGGAACUGAUGCUUUGGAAAGUAAAGGAGGAUACUAAGGGCAGAAAAUGGUGAUUUUCUUCAAGAACAUCAUAAUCAACAUGAAACCACUUCCUUUUCCAUAAUA
Molecule: messenger RNA, 3379 nt
Organism: Gopherus flavomarginatus (Mexican gopher tortoise)
Lineage: Eukaryota; Metazoa; Chordata; Testudines; Testudinidae
Product: RNA exonuclease 1 homolog
Exons: 16
Cellular component (GO): nucleus
Molecular function (GO): nucleic acid binding; exonuclease activity
Source: RefSeq, a predicted model, not a curated record